AUGGGUAUCUACAACAUCCAAAGACAGCGUGAAGAAGCCCAAGAGCCCCAAACCAUUGCUCUCCCUGUUCUUACUGGCAACCAAAUCGCCGCCGCCGUCGAUCUCCUAUUGGAUUGGUUCUUCGAAUCCGGCGGCGCCGUCGCAUUCUCCAGCCUGGAAAAUCUCAAGUUCAAAGCCAUUUUAAGGCACCUAGGAUUGCCAGAAUUGUCGAGGCAUGAUAUUGUAACAACACGCCUCGAAUCGAUGUAUGAUCGAGCUCGAACAGAGUCCGAAGCUCGAAUCAACAACGCCGAAUUCUUCCAAAUUGCAUCGGACUGCUGUUGGAGCAAUGCCGAUGACGAUGAUUGGAAUGGCUAUUUAGUCAAUUUCACGAUUAAUCUACCCAACGGGACGCGACUCUUCCACCGCGCCAUGCAUUGCUCCGGCGGAGCGUUGCCGGAGCAAUACAUGGAGGAGGUUUUGCGGGAGACGGUUCGGAGAGUAUCCGGCGACAAUCUGACGAGAUGCGUCAGGAUUGUGGCGGAUAAGCGUUUCGCGACCUCGUUGAAGAGCUUGGAGGUCGAGAAUCGAUGGAUGGUUAACGUACCUUGUCUUCUUCGGGGAUUAUCAAGUUUGAUCAAAGACUUGUGUCAAAAUCUUCCGUUGUUUGUAACCGUUGCCGAGAAGUGUCUAAAAGUCGCGAACGUGAUCAAUUCUCGACAUGAGAUUCGGAAUUAUCUCGAAAAGGCGUUUGUUCUUCGCUUCAUAAGAGUCCCGUCUCCUAAGCACGACGCGUCGAAGAAUUCGCGUCAUUUUUUCGAAAUGUUAGAGGAUAUACUCUCAUGUUCCCAAACUCUUAACUUCGACGAUUCGCUUAAAUUCGUCUCGGAUAUAAUCCGGGACGUUGCGUUUUGGAACAACGUCGAGGCUACUCAUUCACUUGUGAAUUUUAUUUUAUCGACGUGCGAGGAGGUCAAGAUGGAUAGACCGAUGAUUGGGCAAUGCUUUCCAAUCUGGAAAGCGUUGAAGGAUAAAUUGAAGGAAUUGUGUUCGAAACACGGGAUAGUCGAAGGACCGGUCGAUAAAAUAGUCGAGAAACGGUUUCGGAAAUGCUACCACCCGGUGUGGUCGGCCGCAUUCGUGCUCGAUCCGUUUCUUGGUGAGAGAAGUCGCGAGCGGGAACUAUCUCCCGCCGUUCAAUCUCUUGACGAGCGAGCACGAGAACAACGUCGAGCAUCUCGCGACCCGAAUGCUUUCGGGGGACGAAGCUCGAACGGCAUUGAUCGAACUCGCGAGGUGAAGCUUCGGGACCCGAUGAGGGGGAAGAUGAAGGUGGCGAACCUGCAGAGUAGCCGGCUCGUGUGGAGCACGUGCCUUAAAGGGUUCGAGUCGCUCGGGAAGGUCGCCGUUUGGGUCUUGUUUCUCCACGCGAUAUGCUCGUGUGGGAUCGAGUGGGAUUCAUCGUUCGUGAGAUGGUUUCGCGGACGGGGGAAUUGCCCGAUAGCCGAAAAGCUCGUUCUCGUCGCAGCGGAGACGAAGCUCGGGAGACGGGAGAUGGUGUGUUCGGAAGAAAGGAAUGAUGCCGACGAGAUGUUCAACGAGGUUUUCGAUGGUUCGAUGCCGUUGCCGUAA
Molecule: messenger RNA, 1611 nt
Organism: Andrographis paniculata
Lineage: Eukaryota; Viridiplantae; Streptophyta; Magnoliopsida; Lamiales; Acanthaceae
Exons: 3
Coding region: 1-1611 (536 amino acids)
Source: RefSeq, a predicted model, not a curated record